UAAGAGAGUUUUUUGUUUUUCCAACUGCUACCCUUGUUCCUCCAUCUUCAUCUUAAUCUUCUUCAGACAGAUCUCUUCUCAACCACAUUACUUCUGGUUUCUCCAACCAUGAGGAAAGGGAGAGGUUCCUCCGCCGUUCCACCCGCUCUUCCGGUAACCGCCAACGGAUCCGUGAAGGAGCCGAGGUAUAGAGGCGUUAGGAAGAGACCAUGGGGCCGAUUCGCCGCAGAGAUCCGCGAUCCGUUAAAGAAAUCCCGAGUCUGGCUCGGCACGUUCGACUCCGCAGUGGAAGCUGCACGCGCCUACGAUCAAGCCGCUCGUAACCUCCGUGGUCCCAAGGCCAAAACCAAUUUUCCGAUCGACUGCUCUCCGUCUUCCCCUCUCCAACCACUCUAUCACCAGAACCAUCAGAAUCUUCGAUCGGCGAAUCAGAGCCAGAUCGAUCCGUUCAUGGACCAUCGGUUAUACGGCGGAGGAGGCGAGCAGCAGAUUAUCAGCCGCCCGGCGAGCAGCAGCAUGAGCAGCACCGUGAAAUCGUUCAGCGGGCAGAGGCCGUCUUCUUCCGUGGCGAAGCCGUUAGCCGCGGCGAAGAGGUAUCCGCGGACUCCGCCGGUGGCUCCGGAGGAUUGCCACAGCGACUGCGAUUCGUCGUCGUCGGUGAUUGAUGAUGGAGACGACAUCGUUUCGUCGUCUACGAGAAGGAAACCGCCGUUUCAGUUUGAUCUUAAUUUUCCGCCGUUGGAUGGCGUUGACUUAUUCGAUGAUGAUCUCCACUGCACCGAUCUGCGUCUUUGAUUUGUGGGUAUUAAGAAAAAAAAAAAGAUCCUUGAUUUACAAAAAAAAAAGAAAUCUCAAAUUUUUAAUUUUCCUUUGGUCUUAUAUUGAAAGGAAAUUAAAAGAAGGAAUUAAAAAGAAAGUGAGGGCGAUGAUGAUUAUCAUCGUUGUGAAUCACAAUGACAAUGAAGAUGAUGACGAUAUAUAAAAAAAGAGAGAUUGUGUGUAAGAUCUGUUACUGUAAGAAUCAGAUCUAUGUUUCAUUUGUCUGUUUCUUAUAAAGAUCAACCCUUUGUUACUUGUAACAUUCUAUAGCUGAUGAUGAUUCUUAAUGAUUCAAAUAGAUUAUCCUUGAUAUGCUUA
This is a messenger RNA of Brassica oleracea var. oleracea, 1137 nucleotides long. RefSeq names its product ethylene-responsive transcription factor 7. Lineage: Eukaryota; Viridiplantae; Streptophyta; Magnoliopsida; Brassicales; Brassicaceae. Bases 109 to 795 code for a protein of 228 amino acids. Gene Ontology annotation, biological process: regulation of DNA-templated transcription. Gene Ontology annotation, molecular function: DNA-binding transcription factor activity; DNA binding. The transcript has a single exon. The record is from RefSeq and is a predicted model, not a curated record.